Molecule: messenger RNA, 841 nt
Organism: Rubroshorea leprosula
Lineage: Eukaryota; Viridiplantae; Streptophyta; Magnoliopsida; Malvales; Dipterocarpaceae
Source: the annotation of a GenBank genome assembly
AACCCAUUAGACUGCCAGAAAGGAGAUAGGUUUAUCCAAUUUGGUGGGUUGAAACUCCCAGACACUGAAACGCUCUUGGGUUAAUGAAAGCAUGGAUCUCAAUCAGUGUAGGGCUAAAUGCUUAGAGAAUUGUUCUUGUAUGACCUAUACAACCUUAGAUAUUAAAGAAGCCAGCAAGUGUGCAAUCUGGUAUUGUGAUCCACUUGAUCUUAAACAGGUCCAGUUUUCUGGACAAGAUUUAUACAUUCGAGUGUCUGCUGCUGAUUCUGUCAAUAUGUGGAACUAGUUCAUUGCUAGGACUCUAAUUCAUAUAUUUCUUUGUUUUAUGGAAUUAGACCAUGAAGAGACAAAAGGCAAGAAUAAAAUGAAGGCAGCACUAAUAAUUGCAAUUGCCAUUCUUGUAGUUAUUAGUGUUGUUGUAAUCACCUAUUACAUUAGCAGGAGCCGUCAAAACAUAAAAGGAAGAGAACAUGGCUGGAGCAAUGAAAAGCAAAAUAAAAUACAGAACUCCCCUUAUUUGAUUUAGCUGUAAUAUCCAAGGUUACCAAUGACUUCUCUUCCCACAAUAAGCUAGGAGAAGGUGGCUUUGGGCCUGUAUACAAGGUAAAUGUUCAGAGCUCUUGUAAAAGUUAGUAUUUGUUUAAGAUCAAAUGAACUUUACAAGUACAUUUUUCCAAGGUACUUUGUCAGAUGGAAAAGAAAUUGCUGUGAAGAGGUCCUCAAAAAGCUCUAGACAAGGAUUAGUUGAGUUCAAGAAUAACGUAGCACUUAUAGCCAAACUUCAACAUUGGAAUCUUGUAAAGCUUCUAGGAUGCUGCAUUCAAGGGGAGGAGAAAAUGCU